Messenger RNA from Lacerta agilis (Sand lizard), 1085 nucleotides. It is a transcript of the gene CLN5, whose product is annotated as CLN5 intracellular trafficking protein. The record is from RefSeq and is a predicted model, not a curated record. The transcript is spliced from 4 exons. Gene Ontology annotation, molecular function: hydrolase activity, acting on glycosyl bonds. Lineage: Eukaryota; Metazoa; Chordata; Lepidosauria; Squamata; Lacertidae. Bases 36 to 1061 code for a protein of 341 amino acids. Gene Ontology annotation, biological process: lysosome organization. Gene Ontology annotation, cellular component: lysosomal membrane; lysosome.
GCGCCGCUUGCUUUCUGCUUGUGGGGUGCUGCAUCAUGGCUGCAGGCGGGGAGCCACCGCCUCUCUGGCUGCUACUGUUGCUGCUCCUGCAGUUGGAGACGCCCUGCAGCUCGGCAUGCGGCUCUCCGGGGCAGCAGGGGUGGCCUGUGCCUUACAGGCGUUUUGAUUACCGCCCUAAAACAGAUGCCUACUGUCAGGCUCGUUACACUUUCUGCCCAACUGGCUCUCCCAUUCCGGUGAUGAGAGAUGACGAUGUCCUGGAGGUAUUUCGGUUACAGGCGCCUGUCUGGGAAUUCAAAUAUGGAGCUCUCCUUGGUCAUAUGAAGAUCAUGCACGAUGCUGUCGGUUUCAAGAGCUCCUUAUCUGGGAAGAACUACACAAUGGAGUGGUAUGAGCUCUUCCAGCUGGGGAACUGCACAUUUCCUCAUCUCCGGCCCAAUUUGCUUGCCCCUUUUUGGUGCAAUCAGGGGGCCGCCUGCUUUUAUGAAGGAAUAGAUGAUGCCCAUUGGAAGGAGAACGGGACCUUGGUUCUGGUGACCACCAUCUCAGGAUCUAUGUUUAAUCAAAUGGCAAAAUGGGUGAAAUACGACAAUGAAACUGGCAUUUACUACGAGACGUGGAUGGUCAAAGAGAGCCCGGAGGAGCAGGCCAGAGUGUGGUUUGAGCCUUACGAAUGCUCCAAGUUUGUACAGAGGACAUACCAAAAGCUGGCUGAGCUGGGGGCCAUUUUUAAGAAGAUACAAACAAAUUACACCACUAUUACUCUCUUCAGUGGAGAGCCCACCUGCUUUGGAAAUGAAACGGCUAUAUUUGGGCCACACGGAAACAAAACACUAGCUCUGGCCAUUAGAGACUUCUAUUCUCCUUUCAAACCUUAUCAGUCCGUCAAAGAGUUCUUUCUAAACCUUUUGAGGAUAUUUGAUGAAGUGGUUGUGGACCAUCAAUUUUACCUCUUCUAUAACUUGGAAUAUUGGUUUCUGCCAAUGAAAUAUCCUUUCAUGAAAAUAGCCUAUGAAGAAAUUCCCUUGCCUCAUUCAAACAGCACCAAGUUGGGCGUGUAGUUUUUCUUAAUGACUUUUUUUUGU